AUGGGACUUCCAAUGACUGCAAACCUCGUGCAAAGAGGAUUCUAGGUGAAAGCAUUCGAUCUAAAUCCUUAAACUCUUGAAAAAUGCAAUGAACUUGUUGAUUACAUUAUUACAAGUGUUCCAGCUACAAAGGAUGUUGAAGAACUUUUAAAAGGACCUGAUGGAAUCUUUAAGAAUGCUAGUAAAGGUACUAUGAUCCUUGAUACAAGUACUAUCUCUCCAAUCGCUUCAAAAGAGUUCGCAGCUGAUGCUAAGAAGAAGGAAUUAAUAUUUAUUGAUACUCCAAUGUCAGGUGGAAUUACCGGAGCUUAAAAUGGUACCUUGACUUUCAUGGUUGGUUGCGAUAAGGAUAAUUUUGAAGCUGCCAAGCAUGUUCUACUCGGCAUGGGAAAGAAUGUAUUCCAUUGCGGAGGUCCAGGAACAGGAGAGAUUGCUAAGAUUUGCAAUAACUUAGUCUUAGGAAUAAAUAUGAUAGCUCUUGCAGAAGGACUUUCAUUAGGAGAAAAGCUUGGAAUUGAUGCUAAGGUUUUAUCUAACAUUCUUUCAGUUAGUACUGGCAGAUCAUGGUGUGUGGAUACUUACAAUCCAAGACCAGGAGUUCUCGAAAAUGUUCCAUCUAGCAGAAAUUAUAAUGGUGGAUUCUAAGUUAGUCUUAUCAGAAAAGAUCUUAGUAUAGCUCUUGAAGCUGCUAAACUAUCAGAUACUGAGACUAAGUUUGCUGAGCAUGCUAUAAACUAUUACAGAGACUUAGAGAAGAAAGGCUUCGGGAAGAAAGAUUUCGGAUUCGUCUACCAAUACGUUCACAAGAACUUUGAAAAAUUAUAAGGCACUAGCGAAAUCGCACAAGACUUAAGCAAUGUUGAUCUCAACUCAACAGAUUAAUCCUAAUAACCUACAGAAGCUCUGAUAAUUUAAGUUCAAUAGGAAAUAGAUUCAAAAGAUCUCGAAGACAACCCUUUCAUCUAUUCAAAAGAGUAAUCUGUUUAAAUCUACUCAUUCGUCGACAAUAGACAGAAGUUUGAUAAAUUAUGUCCUCCUCCCAAAUAUUUUACUGAUGAGAUAUUACUAAAGCAACUACCAACUAGAAAAGAGGAAGUUCUUAAAGGAAUGGAGGAGACUCCAUAAGGAGGACUUAUUUGUGUUGACUAAGAAGCAAUGGAAAAGUAGAAGGGUGUUUUCAUUGAUGUUCUAAAGUAAUUGACUAUUAAUUUACUCAAAGGUCUUACUAUUACGCAUAUUUCAUUGCCUGUAAAAAUAUUUGAGCCAAGAUCCACUCUCUAAAGAAUAGUUGACUUGUACUCAUAUUCCCCUCUCUACCUAACCAAAGCUGCUUAAACAACCGAUCAACUUGAGAGAUUCAAAUUAGUAAUAGUAAAUGCUGUUGCUUCCAUGUAUUUAUGCUGUUCAUAAAACAAACCUUUCAAUCCAAUACUAGGAGAAACCCUUCAAGCUAAAUUUUCUGAUGGCACAGAGAUUUAUUGCGAGCAUACGUCUCAUCAUCCUCCAAUUUCAAACUUUAUGAUAGAGCCUGCAGAUAAGAAAUCAUAUCAAUUUUGGGGUUUCUAUGAAUUUGUUGGGAAUAUGAGUGGAAACAGUUUAAGAGCAGGAUAGAAAGGUCCUAAUAACAUUAAAUUUGAAGAUGGUCAGCAUAUUAGAUACACCUUAUUAGAUUACAAAUUAGGCGGAACCGUAAUGGGUGAUAGAACAAUCGAAGGAAUAGGUAAUAUGGUAUUUGAAGAUUUGACUAACAAUUUUAAAUGUGUUCUAUUCUUCAAUACCUACAAAAAGAGUGGAUUCUGGACUGUUACUGAGACAGGAAAGAAAGAUGAAUUUAAUGGAAUAAUUUAUAAAACUAAGACACCUAUAGACCCACAAUAGACCUAUAAUUUAUACUAUAAAAAAGGAGCUUCAGAUAUCAAAGAUUAGACCAAGCUAGAUAAUGAAAUUGAUGAAAAACUUGGUGUUGUAACAGGAAGUUGGCUAAAAGAUAUAGUGAUAGAUGAUUAGAAAUAUUGGGAUAUUAAUGAGGACAUUCCUUACCGUUAGAUUCCGAUGCUGAAUUAAGACUAAUUCAUAGCUCCCUCAGAUUGGAGAUUUAGAGAGGAUCUGAUUUGGCUAAAGUAUGAAAACAUUCCAAUCGCUCAUAAUUGGAAAGUUAGAAUGGAGGUCCAGCAAAGAUAGGAUAGAAGAUUAAGACAGCUAGCUGGAAAAGGCAAGAGUCAUUGA
This is a messenger RNA of Stylonychia lemnae, 2226 nucleotides long. The record is from the annotation of a GenBank genome assembly. NCBI's taxonomy places the organism in Eukaryota, Ciliophora, Spirotrichea, Sporadotrichida, Oxytrichidae.